Molecule: messenger RNA, 2345 nt
Organism: Anoplopoma fimbria (sablefish)
Lineage: Eukaryota; Metazoa; Chordata; Actinopteri; Perciformes; Anoplopomatidae
Product: actin-related protein 3
Exons: 12
Coding region: 139-1395 (418 amino acids)
Biological process (GO): Arp2/3 complex-mediated actin nucleation
Cellular component (GO): actin cortical patch; Arp2/3 protein complex
Molecular function (GO): actin filament binding
Source: RefSeq, a predicted model, not a curated record
CCCGGAAGCGUUCUUGCGUCGGCCGUGACUGCUAUUCAUUCAGGCUGCUGCGAUUGAAACCAUCACUCCCUACAGAUAUCCGUUCAUAUCGGGGCCGCCUGGUGUGUUUUCUUGUCGGUAGAUUAAAGGAGAGCGAGCAUGGCUGGUCGGCUACCGGCUUGUGUUGUCGACUGCGGCACGGGGUACACAAAGCUUGGUUAUGCAGGAAACACAGAACCACAGUUCAUCAUCCCUUCAUGUAUUGCAAUCAAAGAAUCAGCCAAGGUGGGAGACCAGGCCCAGCGCAGGAUGAUGAAGGGUGUUGAUGACCUGGAUUUCUUCAUCGGGGAUGAAGCCAUAGACAAACCAUCAUAUGCAACAAAGUGGCCCAUCCGUCACGGGAUAGUGGAGGACUGGGACCUUAUGGAGAGAUUUAUGGAGCAGAUCAUCUUCAAGUAUCUGCGGGCAGAACCUGAAGACCAUUACUUUCUUUUGACAGAGCCUCCUCUCAACACACCAGAAAACAGAGAGUACACAGCAGAGAUCAUGUUUGAGUCGUUCAAUGUCCCGGGUCUCUACAUUGCUGUUCAGGCUGUCCUGGCGCUGGCUGCCUCCUGGACAUCCAGACAGGUGGGAGAGCGGACGCUGACAGGGACUGUGAUCGACAGCGGAGACGGAGUCACUCACGUCAUCCCAGUGGCUGAAGGCUACGUCAUCGGCAGCUGCAUCAAGCACAUCCCCAUCGCUGGUCGAGACAUCACCUACUUCACCCAACAGCUGCUGAGGGAACGAGAGGUGGGGAUACCUCCGGAGCAGUCCCUGGAGACGGCCAAAGCUGUCAAGGAGCGGUUUAGCUACGUUUGCCCUGACCUUGUGAAGGAGUUUAACAAGUACGACACAGACGCCUCCAAGUGGAUCAAACAGUACACGGGCAUCAACUCCAUCUCCAAGAAGGAGUUCACCAUCGAUGUUGGCUACGAGCGCUUCCUGGGACCGGAGAUCUUCUUCCACCCGGAGUUUGCUAACCCAGAGUUCACCCAGCCGAUCUCAGAGGUGGUGGAUGAAGUCAUCCAGAACUGCCCCAUCGACACCAGACGUCCGCUCUACAAGAACAUUGUGCUCUCCGGAGGCUCCACCAUGUUCAGGGACUUUGGCAGACGCAUGCAGAGGGACCUCAAGAGGACUGUGGACGCACGGCUGAAAAUGAGCGAAGAGCUGAGCGGCGGCAAGUUGAAGCCAAAGCCCAUCGAUGUUCAAGUCAUCACUCAUCACAUGCAGAGGUACGCUGUCUGGUUCGGAGGAUCAAUGCUGGCAUCUACUCCCGAGUUUUACCAAGUGUGCCACACCAAGAAAGACUACGAGGAGAUCGGGCCGAGCAUCUGCCGCCACAACCCCGUGUUCGGAGUCAUGUCUUAGGCGUCGGAGCGGCGCAUUCAGCGGAGGCCGAGGAAAAAAACGGGAAGAAAGCACCGCAAGACCUCACGUGCUGUGGAAGUCCCAUGAGCCUUUGCACGGAUGCUCCGACAGACCCGUACGUUCGGAUUAAAGCGACAGCGGACCAAACAAACUGCCAAAAUAGCGGCAAUAUCCUCGCAAAUUAGAGGAAAGAGGUGACUCAGCCCAAAGGAUCCUCAAAUAUAAUGUUUACUGCAAGUAGGUUAAUAAUAGGUGAUAAAUCUUUAAUUUCUGCGUGCCUCGUAUAUGUACUUAUAAUAUCCUCACAGGGUUGUAAUAUGUAAUUAAUCAACAUGAGUCCUGUAUAGAUGCACUUCUCUGUGUAUAUGGGUUGGGGUUCUUGCUAAAUGUUAUAUACUGUUUCAAGAAGCAGGACAUGCUUUGCUUGUUUUACACAAACUUCAGUGAAUAAAACACCUUUUUGUUCAUCAAAUGGGUGAAAACAUACAAAAAAAACUCAAUCAGUACAAACGCACCAUUCCUCAUUUUCUUUUCUUUCAUUGUGUCUCUUUUUUUGGAAAAUGUCCCUCAGUACCUGGAGGAAAUAUUUAUUUGAAUCUAGAUUAUUAAGACAAGUCAGGCAUUUAAUAUAAUAUUAUUAUCUAUUCAAAUAGUUUCCACCAGGUUUCACUGAAGUCUUCUUUCUCUUGCAGCGUUGUGACAAAUCGUCACCGCUUUCCUUUGACCUUUUUUUAUUUUUAUUUGUAUUAAUCAUCUUUCGACCAACCUGUCUUUGAAAAAAAAAGAAAAGUCGUAUUAAUAUAUGAACUUGCAGUUUGAAUGACUGUUGUUGGACCAUCACUGUUGCCUAGAUCUCAGUUCUACUGGAUAGCCUUGUACUGUACCAAAUCUGGAUUUCAAAUGCCGGCAUUUCCAAAUAAAUGCCAAGGAGAUAUUUCUACAGUUGUGAU